CGCCGUCUCCUAGGAGCGCGGCGGGCACCGUUUUCAAAGUCUCAGGGCGGGUCGCCUGGGCUUGGGCCGACCGGGGCUGCGCUCGGGACCGGGGAUCUCAGCGGCGGGUCCCCUGAUCGGCUGCCCCAGGGUCACCCGAGCGGGGUUGGGACCGCGAUGGCCUCAGACACGGCUCUGCGGCGGGAGCCGGAAACACGAAUUCAUGAACUUCUUGGAGAAAAGCCGAAAGAAAAUAGUACCAAAUGCCCAACAAUACCGAAAGCAAUCUUCAAAGGUGAUGAAGCUGGCACAUUAGAAAACUUGGGAGCAGACCAAAGUUUUUUAGUUACUCUGAUUGCUGAAUAUGAGAACCAUCAAGAAGAGCUAAAUACGCAGCUGAAAUAUUACCAGGAACAGCUGGGGAAGCUGAAGGCGCAGCUGGACACAGUCAUCCAGGAGAACGAAAGGCUGCACCACGAGUUAAAAGACGCUGUCCAGAGGCAACUGGAGGCUUUGCCGGUCGACACAGAUGUAGGGGACGACUUGUACGUGGAUGAUGAAAUUGUGAGGAACCUCCGAGAACAGUUACAACUCGCCAACCAGGAGAAGAGUCAAGCUGUGGAACUCUGGCAAACUGCUUCCCAAGAGCUGGAAAGAUUGCAGAGGCUCUACCAGGAGCACAUGACCCAGGCCCAGAUUCACAUCGUUGAAAGUCAGAAGCGAAAGGACCAGCUGAGCAACUUUCAACAGUUGACCCAGCAACUUCACGUCUCUAAUGAAAACAUGGAGAUGACCAACCAGCACUUUCUGAAAACCAUGUCUGAGCAGAGUGCGGAAAUCAGCCAGCUCCGAAGGCAGCUGAGGGAGGCCAAGUCAGAUCUGCGAAGUGCCACAGCAAAAUUGGGCGAGUUGACCAGGAAGACGGGGAACCUCCAGGAGCAGGUGCAGAAGAAGGAGGAGGACACAGCAUCUGCACGAGGAAGAGAGGACGCGUCAGACCGGCGCCUGCAGCAGCUACAGUCAAGCAUUCGACAGCUCGAGGCCAGGUUAUGUGUGGCGCUGCAGGACGCCAGCCAGCUAAGGGAAGAAAAGACACAUUUGGAAAAACAGACCUCAGAGCUACAGGCCAAGUGCAGUGAAUUAGAAAGUGACAAGUUCGAGGCCAUCCAGAGGGCCCGGAGCAGCCUGCAGCUUCUGGAGGAGGCGAACCUGCAGAAAAGCCAGGCCCUGCUUGAGGAGAAGCACAAGGAGGAAAAUAUAGAGAAGAUGAGGGAAACCAUGACCCAGAUGAUCCAGGAUGCAGCCAUGAAGACCAGGAAGGAGGUGAUGAAUGUGAGAAAACAAUAUAAUGUGCAGCUUUCCCAAAUGACAGAAGAACUCUCAGCACUUCAAAUGGAAUGCGCUGAAAAACAAAGCCAAAUCGAUCGAGCCAUUAGGGAGAAAAAAGCAAUGGAAGAAGAACUAGAAAAGGCCAGCCAGCAAGGACAUGCAGGUGACAGCAGUCCUGGGAAACUGGAAGAGAUGCUGGGCCACUGGCAGCAGGCGGAACGGGCCAAGGAUGAGCUGCAAUUGAAACUGCGAAUGACCGAGAGCAAGAUGAAGCUGCUGGAGGUCAACUCUUCGGAAGAGAUCUCACGCUGCCAGGAAAUGAUCCAGAAACUUCAGGGUCUGUUGGAGUCUGAGCGCAAGAGCUGCAGCUCUGUCAGUGAGCAGAGACUGAGGCUGCAGCAGGAGAAUGAGCGGCUGCAGGAGGAGGCGGAUGGCCUGAGGAGGGUUGCGCUGGAGGCCCAGAAGAAAGCAAAAGUCCAGAUCAGCACCAUGGAGCACGAGUUCUUAGUGAAGACACACGGGCUGGAGGCACAGCUGCGGGAGCUGGAAGACAGUAACCAGGACAGCACGGCAGAGCUCAGGCAGCUCCUGCUGGCACAGCAGAAGGCAGCCAGUCGGUGGCGGGAGGAAGCCAGGAAGCUUUCAGAAAGUGCCGAGAUGAGAAUCGGCAACCUCAAGAGUGAAUUGAGUCGACAGAGGCUGCAUGCCCAGGAGCUGGUUUCUCAGCUGGAGACAGCCAAUGAGAAGGCACUUGAGAGUGAGCAGCUCCUUCAAGAGCACCAAGAAAAAGCUGAUAGGCUGCAGCAGCGGCUGAGCCAGGCAGAGCAAAGAGCAGCUGCCGCAGCCCAGCAGCUCAGCGUGCUGACAGCGCAGCGAAGACGAGCUGCCUCCAUGCUGGACCUGGACACCAUCUAAGGACACUGGCGAGCCAUGCAGGGACCACAGGCAGCCAGUGAGGGAGACGGGCCUGUCCCACCAUGAGUGGCAGGGGAAUAAAGCCACCAAGAAAUGCUCGUGCCUUCAUCCCCUCUCAAUUUUAUUCUUGCCCUGU
Suncus etruscus (white-toothed pygmy shrew) is the source of this 2359-nucleotide messenger RNA. It is a transcript of the gene SCLT1, whose product is annotated as sodium channel and clathrin linker 1. The record is from RefSeq and is a predicted model, not a curated record. Gene Ontology annotation, biological process: cilium assembly; clustering of voltage-gated sodium channels. Gene Ontology annotation, cellular component: centriole. The transcript has 21 exons. Bases 157 to 2223 code for a protein of 688 amino acids. Lineage: Eukaryota; Metazoa; Chordata; Mammalia; Eulipotyphla; Soricidae.